Messenger RNA from Trichoderma virens Gv29-8, 1443 nucleotides. RefSeq lists its product as uncharacterized. Gene Ontology annotation, molecular function: oxidoreductase activity, acting on paired donors, with incorporation or reduction of molecular oxygen; heme binding; monooxygenase activity. Lineage: Eukaryota; Fungi; Ascomycota; Sordariomycetes; Hypocreales; Hypocreaceae. The record is from RefSeq and is a predicted model, not a curated record. The transcript has a single exon. The coding region runs from base 1 to 1443 and encodes 480 amino acids.
AUGUGCAUCCAUGCUAAAGUGAAAUUUACAGGCAUCCCAAUUCUGGGGAAUAUGCUUCAGGUGCCCCAAACACAUUCAUGGAUAAAAUUCAAGCAAUGGGCAGACCAAUACGGUCCACUCUAUAGCCUCUCCCUUGCGGGCAAUCGUCAUGUUGUUGUAUCUACCGAGAAAAUCGCCAACGAUCUCCUUCGAGGACGAGGCAACAUCUACUCCAGUAGGCCAUAUUUGCCUAUGGGUGCCGAAAUCCUCAGCCAAAACUUGCGCCCUGUUUUACUCCCAUACAAUGAUCUCUGGCGCAAGGGACGAAGACUUAUGCAUAGCUUUUCGUCGGAAACCGUUGCUUCGGCAUACGAGCCUAUUCAGUCGCAUGAAUCAUCUCGUAUGCUAAAAGACCUCUUAGCAGACCCAGUCAACUAUGAGAAAUGGUUCGAACGAUAUUCGGCCGGUGUCAUUCUUCGCUUAGCGUAUGGCAAAACGGUCGAGACUGGCGAUGAGGAAAACGUGAGGGAGAUCCUUGAGGUCGUGCAUACUGUUGAGCGAGUUGCAUCUCCAGGCGCAUACUUGGUUGAUAUAUUUCCCAUCCUUUUAUGGCUUCCGAAAUGGCUCGCACCAUUUAAAUGGGAAGGAGACCGUCUGCAUCGGCGGGAGUUAGACUUAUUUCGCCGAAGCCUCGACGAUGUUCGGACUGAAAUUGCUGAAGGGAGUCAGACGCCCUCAUUCUGCAGAAGCUGGCUUGAAAAGGAACAACUCUCUGGCUUGAGCAACGACGAGGCGGCAUAUGUUAUUGGUACAAUGUUCGAAGCUGGCUCAGGCACCACUACCUCUGCCAUGUUGUCCUUUGUGCUGGCCAUGGUGCAUCAUCCAGAGUGGCAACGGCGCCUCCACCAAGAAAUCGAUGCUGUAGUCGGAAAUUCACGCCUUCCUAGCUUUGAUGAUAUACAACACCUUCCAAUCACACGGGCGAUUGUCAAGGAAACAUUACGAUGGAGACCAGUCACUGCUGGCGGUUUACCACAUCAGCUCAUCAAAGACGACAUUUAUGAAGGCAUUUUCCUUCAAGCGGGAACUAGCAUUCACCCAAACCAGUGGGCAAUUCACCGAGACCCUACUCUCUAUCCGGACCCAGAGAGCUUCCGCCCUGAGCGCUGGCUGGAGCCUUCUUGGCCAACUUACCGCGAGCCUUUAACACAGUUCCCGAAUCUCCAGAACUUCAGCGCCUUCGGAUUCGGGCGGCGCAUUUGCCCAGGUCAAAGUAUAGCAGAACGAAGCUUGAAUAUUGCAGUUGCUCGUAUCGGUUGGGGCUGUACUGUUUCAAAAAUACGAGAUGUGGAAGUCCCGUUGUACGAUUAUACAACUGGCUUCAAUGUGCAGCCAAAAAAAUUCCACUUUAGCUUAGAACCAAGGGGAUCUCAUGCCCUAAGCCUAUUAAGCGAGGUACUCUAG